Panicum hallii is the source of this 1993-nucleotide messenger RNA. RefSeq names its product probable glycerol-3-phosphate acyltransferase 3. Gene Ontology annotation, molecular function: glycerol-3-phosphate 2-O-acyltransferase activity; phosphatase activity. The transcript is spliced from 2 exons. The record is from RefSeq and is a predicted model, not a curated record. Lineage: Eukaryota; Viridiplantae; Streptophyta; Magnoliopsida; Poales; Poaceae. Bases 69 to 1688 code for a protein of 539 amino acids. Gene Ontology annotation, biological process: cutin biosynthetic process. Gene Ontology annotation, cellular component: membrane.
CGAACUAGAUUGAACCAGCAUAGCAGUCUAGCACAAAGAAUUCUUUGGGUGUCCAAGUGCACGCAUAUAUGGCGUCCAAACCAUUCUCCAAAUCCUUCUUCGCCUUCUACCGUUUUGUUCGCUGGAGACUAGGGAAUCCACAAGGCCAACACCAUCAUCGACGAAGCACAAGCAGGAUACCUACCUAUGCUGAGAUCAUCGAAGGGUGUCCAGUAGCCUCCCAAGAUGAUCUGCUUCGAAACCAAGUUCUAAUCCUAGAUAUUGAAGGAGGACUAUUAAGGUCUCAGUCUCUUUUCCCUUACUUCAUCCUUGUUGCAAUAGAGGCAGGUAGUUUCCUUAGAGGUCUCAUCUUAUUAUGCCUUUACCCUCUUCUCUCUUGUUUGACAAAAGAAGUACAAUCAAGGGUCAUGGUCAUGGUGUGCUUCUUGGGGUUAAGAGAGGAGGAGGUGACAAGGGUCGCUCGGGCAACAUUGCCAAAGCAUUUUCUAGAGGAUAUAGGGAAGGAAGGGCUUGAGGUGGUGAGAGGGUUUAAGAGGGUGGUGGGAUUCAGUAGGAUGAUCCCUAGGGUUAUGGUGGAGGAUUUCCUGAAGGAGUACUUAGGCUUGGAGAUGGUGGUGGGAAGGGAGGUGAAGUUGGUGAGAGGGCGUUAUGUUGGUCUGUUGGAAGUGGAGGGUGAGAGAAGAUUACAGCUGGAUGAGCUUGAAGGGACAGAGAUGGUAGGGUUUGGAAGCAGCUCCAGCUAUUUUAGCCACAAUCAUCACCAGCUCUUCACUGGUUGCAAGGAGGUUUACUUGGUAACCCCAGAACAGAAGAAACAAUGGUCAACCUUGCCAAGAGACCAGUACCCAAGGCCCUUGAUCUUCCAUGAUGGCAGGCUGACUUUCAGGCCUACUCCUCAAGCCACCCUCGCCAUGUUCAUGUGGCUCCCGCUUGCUGUCCCCCUCACAGUGCUCCGAACACUCAUCUUUGUCAACCUUCCGUAUUUUAUCUCCUUCCCAAUUGGGAGUGCGUCCGGAGUCACAACCCGGGUCAUCAACGCCCCAAUCUCUGCCACUGGUAACGCAAACCAUGGAGCACUUACCCCACCCAAUCCACGUGGUCACCUGUAUGUAUGCAACCACCGCACACUCCUUGACCCAGUCUACAUCUCAGUGAUGCUGAACAAGAAGGUAUCAGCAGUGACAUAUAGUGUCAGUCGUGUCAGUGAGCUCCUGUCACCAAUCCAGACCAUCCGGCUGACCCGAAACCGCGAUGAGGAUAGGAGGAGAAUGGAGCACUGGCUGCAGAAAGGGGACCUGGUGAUUUGCCCUGAGGGUACCACGUGCAGGGAGCCAUACCUGCUCCGAUUCAGCCCGCUUUUCGUCGAGCUCAUCGACGAGGUCUACCCAGUGGCACUAACGAACUGGUCCAAUAUGUUUUACGGCACGUCUACUGGCAGGUCUAAAUACAUGGACCACUUCUACUACUUCAUGAACCCGCAUCCAGCGUAUGUCAUCGAGUUCAUGGACAGGAUGCCAACGUCUGUGGUAAUCAAUGGUAGGAGAUGUGAGAGCUAUGAGGUGGCAAAUAUGGUGCAGGGUGAGAUUGGUAGGGUUCUUGGGUUUGAACCCACUAAACUAACUCGCAAGGACAAAUACAUAAUUCUAGCAGGAAAUGAAGGGGUUGUGGAUACAAAGCAGUACAUAUGACCAUCGUGUAAGAUGAGAAUAUAUCACACUACAGGAACUUGAUGGUAAUACGAUUCCUAGCUGGGUUCUGAUCGAUUGUUUAGAAAGGUUAUAUAUGUACCCUAUCACGUGUCAACAUGUCUGUCUGUCAUGUACAGCAGUGAGAAUUAUAGGUUGUUUAAGUUCUGUACAUGUGUCUAAUGUUAGCUAAUCUCUUAGUAUGUAUCCGAAGUGAUAUAGCUGAGUUUUCAAUAAUUAAGAAACUUAUAUAUGUAAAAGAAGCAUGGGCUAGUCUUAAUAUAAUGUAUUGCACCAUUCUUGCAUCA